Cryptomeria japonica (Japanese cedar) is the source of this 1239-nucleotide messenger RNA. RefSeq lists its product as uncharacterized. Bases 148 to 996 code for a protein of 282 amino acids. The transcript is spliced from 8 exons. The record is from RefSeq and is a predicted model, not a curated record. NCBI's taxonomy places the organism in Eukaryota, Viridiplantae, Streptophyta, Pinopsida, Cupressales, Cupressaceae.
UUGGUAAGCUCCUUGACCACCAACUAACCGCUCUUUUUAUACCCCUUGGGUGCCUACGGUCAUUAAAGAGAAGAGAAAAGAAAAGAAAGAGCAACAAAUUUGAGCAGUGUCUGGUUCAAGUUUGGUGUAUGGUGAGGGGGGAUAGCAAUGGCCGUCGGGAGAUUGAUGAACUUUAGAGUUAUCCUUGGCAUUCGCCUUGGCGUGGGGGCUUUUCGCUCCUCUGUUCGUGCUCCGGCUCAUGUUCCAUUCUUGCCGACUCCUCCUCCAUCUUGGACACGCAAUCCCAUCAAUGCUUUCUAUUUCCUCCAUACAAACAGCGUCAAAGAUUUCUGCGCGCAGGAUGAUGCUAAGCUUGUUAGAGGAAAGAAGAAUUACAAGGAUAGAUCUAAAGUUAAUGUCCCCAGUGCUAGUAAAAUUGAUGCUCAACAUCACAAGUCUGAGACAAAGGUUGCUUUGUUUAUGAGAUCGAUGAAAGAGAAGAUGAAGUUAGAGGAAUUACCUACUACCGCGCUAGGUCUUGGGUUGGCUGGUGCCAUUCCGUUCGUCCUCUUGACUCCUCCACUGUGUUCGAUUUUACCAGGAACUUUAUCAACGAGGUCUUUGGAGGCACAAGCAGCUUAUGGUGCAGUGAUCCUCUCAUUUCUUGGUGGUCCUCAUUGGGGCCUUGCCAUGGUUCGCACGCAUGCUCCUCCUCAUGACAAGGUUUUCAGCAUUAACAUAAGCACUUUCAGGUUUAUCUGGAGCAUUGUGCCAUCUUUAUUGGCAUGGCCAGCUUUAUUGCUAUCAGAUAUCCCAAAAAUGUGUCUUCUGAUUUUUUCAUUUGCUCUGGUGCUUGGAGUUGAUGCUUGGUUCUCUAUACAAGGGAUUUUACCUCUUUGGUUUUUACCUUUGAGAGCACUUUUGACUCUCAUCGUUAUUCUUUGUUUACUCUCAUCGACUCUUCAAGCAUAUUUUAAAAUAAAGGAAAAGUCAAGAAGAGAAGUAAUUGAGGGUUGAAGGCAAUACAUGUUUCUUGGGUUGUAAUUUAUAAAAAAAUUCAAUUGCUUAAUAAUUCCAUAUAGUACAUUACCUUGAAUUUUAAUUGUUUCUAGAGGUAAUGGCUUUGGAUAUUUGUAAAGUUGGUUAAAUGACGCCUUUAUUUCUCAACAUUAUUUGCAUGUAAUGAUUAUUGAGGUGGUGGCAAAUAAAGUCGUGAAGCACUCAUGAAGGUAUAUAUCCAUUUAAAUUUUUGGGAGAUCA